This is a messenger RNA of Xyrauchen texanus (razorback sucker), 579 nucleotides long. Its product is annotated as GTPase IMAP family member 9-like. Gene Ontology annotation, molecular function: GTP binding. The transcript has 2 exons. The coding region runs from base 169 to 579 and encodes 136 amino acids. Lineage: Eukaryota; Metazoa; Chordata; Actinopteri; Cypriniformes; Catostomidae. The record is from RefSeq and is a predicted model, not a curated record.
AUACAUAAACACAUUUUGGUGCUGGGCAGCUGAAUGUAUUGUAGUCUUGCAAGACCUUAUUUAUAUGAAUUCAAGUGAUUGUAUGAUUCUCUUUUUGAAACAAUCCCUCUGAGCUUCAGAGAAAACACUGCAAAAGACCAAAAACUUAAGUGACUUCUUCAAGAAAAAAUGACAGAAAUCCAUGCAGAUCUGAGGAUUGCACUGCUGGGUAACAGAGGAACAGGGAAGAGUUCUGCUGCAAACACCAUUCUGGACAGAGAUGCAUUUCGAGUACAAUUCUCUGCACGUGCUGUCACUCAAAGUUGCGAGAGAAGACGACGAGAAGCGGAUGGAAGGACCAUCUCAGUGAUUGACACUCCAGGACUGUUUGAUACAUCAUUGACUAAAGAGCAACUGGAGGCUGAAAUGGAGAACCUCGCUCGCAUGUCUGAUCCUGGUCUUCAUGCGUUCCUGCUGGUCAUCAGACUGGAUGUUGGACUCACAGAUAAGGAGAAGAACAUGCUGAAAUGGAUUCAGAAGUACUUGGAAGAGACGCUACACGCUACACCUUCAUUCUGUUCACUCAUGCUGAUCAGCUGA